AUGGAGGAGAAGUCAAGCGAUGAAGAUAAAAGUGAUUCGGAGAUAUUAAAUGAAUGUCAAAGAGAGUUACAAGAAUUGGAGAACCGGAAAAACGGAAAACGUACGCGAGAGAGUGAAGACGGCAGUGAAGAUGGUUUUAUAACAGUCCAAAAGAAAAGUUCAAAACGUUUGAUUAGAAGUUGUUCUACGGAAAAUAUGUCAUAUAUGGAUUCUAAUGUAGUUGUAAACAGAAACAUAAAUAGUAAUUAUACAACAGAAAAAGAAAAAUAUGAAGUUUGUUUAUUUUCACAACAAAUUAUGCCGAAACAGAUGGCUUUUGCUAGAUUUUUGAGGAAUGAAUGUAUAGUUAACGAGAAUAAGAAGAAAGAGGAAACUGAAGUUAUCACAAUAAAUAGCAGCAAGAAUAAGAAUAAAAAUACAGUUAGAACAUACAGCAGCGUAGUAAAAAGUACAGUGGAAGUACAUUCAGUAAACAUUCAAGAUAAGGAAAAUAAUUUGAAUAGUGAUGCAACAAAAAAAUCUAAUCCUACAAAGAAAAAAAGAAAGAAAGUAAUUAAGGAUAAAAUACCAAACACACAGGAGGAAACAUCAAUGGAUUGUGAAGAUUCGAGCUCAGAGAACGAAGAUAGUAUAGAUAAGAUAACUGAGAAAGAUGAAGAUAAAGAAAAAAGCAGAAAGUUUAACAUCCGUGACUUGAUUUGGAAAUUAAAAGAAAUUUUUAUGUCAGAAGAUAAGUUUGAAGAUAAAAUCCUUAUGGUUUUGAAGACGAUUUUGAAACGUUUAACUAAUAGGCGCAUUCCUUUACUAAGAUUAAAUACUGGUCCAACAAACAAAUUUAAACCAAGAGAAUUCUGGUGUUCAUCUUUAUCUAAAUUAGUGGCAGAACGAAGACUGGCUUUGGGGAAUUUUAGAAGAAAUCCAACUCCUGAUAAUCUCGAAAUAUUGGAGAGCAAAGUUACGGCGGUAAGGGAACAGCUUUGGUUGGCGAAAGGUUGCAGUUGGAGGAAUUUUUGUGGAAGUAUUGAUGAGUGUACAUCUAUCUUAGACAUGUGGAACAAGAUGCAAUGGUUUAAAGGACUUCGGCAUACCCAGCUCUCGGUUCCAGAUGAUAAACAAAAAGAAUUACUUCGAUCUCUAACUCCAGACUCUGUGUCUAAUUGCGCCCCUACUUUAAUUUCAAAUAAUGAUCUUCUCGAGACUCCUUUUAUCUUACAAGAAUUAGAAAGUUGUUUAAAGAACCGAGACACUGCUCCAGACAAACAUGAAAAUGAACAUGAAAAGGGAGACGUAAUAAGUCUUCUAAUUCUGCCUGUCUUAGAAAAAUGUAAAAGAUGCAAUUGGAAG
Molecule: messenger RNA, 1344 nt
Organism: Brenthis ino (lesser marbled fritillary)
Lineage: Eukaryota; Metazoa; Arthropoda; Insecta; Lepidoptera; Nymphalidae
Source: the annotation of a GenBank genome assembly